This is a messenger RNA of Erigeron canadensis, 3501 nucleotides long. RefSeq names its product probable disease resistance protein At4g27220. The transcript is spliced from 2 exons. Lineage: Eukaryota; Viridiplantae; Streptophyta; Magnoliopsida; Asterales; Asteraceae. Gene Ontology annotation, molecular function: protein binding; ATP hydrolysis activity; ADP binding. The coding region runs from base 340 to 3222 and encodes 960 amino acids. The record is from RefSeq and is a predicted model, not a curated record.
UUCAUCCUCUACUCAUCAUUUUGCAUACUAUCCUAUAUAUAUGAAAGGAAAAUAUAAAAACUGUACGUCUUAAGUUGCUCCUUAAUCAUCAAUUCAUAGCUACCAUUCUGUUUGUUCGUCAAUUCAUUUUGUUACUCUUCAUUUUUACCUGAAACCAUCUAUAAAAUAAUAUUCCCUUCAAACUACACGUUGAUAUGUACGUACGUCUUCAGUUUAGUUAAGUUGUCCUCUCAUUCUUAACAAAUAAACAUAUGGUUUCCUGUUAAUAAGUCCUACUUUUAUUAUUCUCAAGUAAUUUUAUAUCCCAACUAAGGAAAAAAAAAAGAAGCAGAAAUAGUGAUGGCAGAAGCGGUUGCUGGUAUUGCACUUGAGAAAGCAACAGACUCGUUGUUUGGUUUGGCUAAAAAGAAGAUUGGUUACAUGUGGAAUUGCAAAGAAAAUGUUAAAAAAUUCAGGGAUGAAGUUGAAAGCCUCAAAGUUAUGCAGAGUCAGGUUCAACAACAGAUUGUUAUUGCCAAAGAUAAAGGUGAUAAUCUCAUUGUAGGUGUGGAAGAGUGGUUAAACAAGGCAGGUGAGGAAAUAUCCAAGGCAGAAGUGUUUCUGGGAAAAUUUCUUGAUGCCAAGAAGACAUGCUUCAAAAUAGGAAUGUGUGGUAAUUGGGCCACCCUUUAUCAUUACGGUAAGGGAGCAACCGAGAUGAUGACUCCUCUUAACGAGCACAAAGAAAGUGGCACAAAUUUUGUCACUCGGGUCUCUGUUGAAACUCCUCCACCCACGCAACUAGACGUUUACCAAACAAAGAAUCCUGAAGAUCUGGUUACUCACAAUUCAGCUCUAAAUGAUAUCAUUUCUGCUCUUGAAGAUGAAAGCAAACAAAUCAUUGGAAUCUAUGGGUUAGGUGGUGUCGGAAAAACCACACUUGCUAUGGAAGCUGCUGCAAGAGUAAAAAAGACUAAUCGGUUUGCUGAUGUUGCUGUUACAACUAUCUCUCAAACAGUAAAUGCUAAUACGAUAAAAAAGGAUCUUGAAAAAGCAAGAAAGCGAGUAAUGAAAGGGGACAAGAUUCUAAUCAUAUUAGAUGAUGUGUGGGAGAAACUGAAUCUAGAAGAAUUAUGCAUUCCAAUUGACCACACGAAUUGCAGAAUUUUACUAACGUCUAGAAAUGAAGACGUGUGCGAGAAGAUGAAUUCUCAAAGUAAUAUUUAUGUAGACUCUUUGCCAACAGAAGAAGCUUGGAUUCUUUUCAAACGUGUGGUUGGUGAAAGGGUGGAGACUGAUACCAAGUUGAAACCAGUUGCAAUGAAGGUUGUGAAAGAGUGUGGUGGAUUGCCACUCCUCAUUCAAGCUGUGGGGAAUGCUUUGAAAAACAAAAGCAUCAGCUCAUGGGAUUCAGCUCUUAGUCGGCUAAAGAAAGCAGUUGCUCCAUCGGAAAUUGAUCCUGAUAUACGGAAAGCAUAUACUCGUUUGCAGCUAAGCUAUGACUACCUUGAAAGUGAGGAAGCCAAGUCGUGCUUCUUGCUUUGUAGCAUGUUCCCUGAAGACUGGAAUAUUUUAUUGGAAGACUUGGUAUAUUAUUGUGUGGGUUUACAAAAAUUUGAUGACCUAGAUAGCAUAGAAGAUGCAAGAGGCAGGGUUCAAAAUGCAGUGAAUACCCUCACUUCUUCCGGAUUGUUAUUGAAAAGCUAUACUAACGCACGUACCAUAAUGCAUGAUGUUGUUCGUGACGUGGCACGGUUGAUUGCCUCUCAGGGCGAGAACAAAUUUCUGGUGAAAGCUCAACAACCUUUAAGAGAAUGGCUGCCAUCAAAAAACGACGUAGAAAGCUACAAGGUAAUUUCACUCAUGGAAAAUGACAUCAACAAGCUUCCUGAUUAUGAGGUUGACUUAGAAAACCUUCAGUUAUUCAUUUUAACUGACAAUCAUGAUUUGUCGAUGAUUAAUGAUGAAUUCAUUCGGUGCAUGAUAAAUGUAAAGGUUUUAGAUAUCUCGAGGAAUAACCUCUUAUCCUUGCCAAGCUCAUUUCAAAGGCUAAAAAAACUCCGCACGCUCGAUCUUCGUGGAAAUAAAUCUCUCCAUGAAAUUUCGAUACUUGGCGAGGUAAAGGACCUUGAGAUUCUAAUUCUAAAUGAAACUGGAAUCACUGAAAUUCCUGAAGAGAUUGGACAAUUAGUAAAAUUGAGGGUGUUUCAAGUUAAGGAUUGUACGGAUUUAGCUCGCAUAGCAAAGGGUGUUAUAUCAGCGUUGUCGAGAAUGGAAGAGUUAUCCAUUGACCUUAGAAGAAUGAGUGAGGGAGUUAAGGAUUGUACUGCCGAGGUUAUGAAGUUGUUGAAGCUCACAUAUUUGGAUAUAAAGGUGAAAAGUUUAGACCUUAUUAUUGAAGGUUUCAAUUUAGAAAAUCUAAAAGGAUUUGUGAUUCAAACCGGAAACUCUAAUCCUGAUAUAGAGAUCAAGAGGUCAGAUUGUUGUCUUAUUAUAAGUGAACAUCUUCUAAUUCCAUUCAUGAAGUGGUUGAAGAAAUUGAUUGAGGGGAGUCAUCCUAAUACAAUUCUAUCUGAAAUCGAAAACUUGAAUAAUAUGAUGCCGACCCUGUAUGAUGAAGGUUUCAGCAAUUUAGAACAUAUUGAGUUACAUGAUUGUCCAAAUAUGUCAUGUUUAGUGGAUGAUGAUACAGCUAAAAUCAAAACACAUGAAAAGUUUUUCAAGGAACUUAAAAACCUUAGAUUAAAAGGUCUAAACAAAUUGGAGAUGCUAUGGAAAUGUCCAGAUGAAUAUAUAUGUCUUACAAACCUAGUGUCGCUUUGUAUAGAAGGUUGUGAUAAGUUAGAAAGAGUAUUCACAGUGAAUGUAGCACAAUGCCUUGUCCAUCUCAAGAUUUUGUUUAUCGAUGGUUGUGAAGGUUUGAAGGAAAUAAUCUGGGGCGGUGGAGGUGGCGAUGAUGGAUUUGGAAAUAUUAUCGUGUUCCCUUCCCUUGCCGAGAUAUACCUUUUCAAUUUAAGGAAACUCGCGAGCUUCUACUCAGGUGGGAGUGUGAAUUGUAGUAUCAAAUAUCCAUCUUUGGUGGCUAUUCAAUCUAAUUGUGAAAGCAUGAAGAUAUGGGGACCUGGAAUCCAUGAAAUACCCAAGCUUGAUAUAGACAUCAAUGAUGCUGUGGCAAAAAUGCACGAGAGUUUGACAGAGAAAGGCUUUGAACAACAAAAUGAACCCGAAGAAAAUGAUAAAUAGAUGAAGACAAGAAUGAUAAUGAAAAGUGAACCAGAAUGAAUAUGAUGUACAAAUUUUCCAGUCUUAUGGUUGAUUCUUUAUCGGGAAAAUGAAAGUGUGUUUGAACCAUGUUAAUUACAUGAUUAUUCUGUUUUGUUUUUUUUUUAUAUAUAAUUAUAGUACUUCUUAAGCUUGUUUAGUCAGGAUUAUGGAUCUUUAUGUAACAUUUGCCAGUUUGUUCUGUUGACUUUUGUAAUUUUUAAUUGUUAAAAUUGUGCAAACUUGUGUUUUAUUAGUAAA